This is a messenger RNA of Sclerotinia trifoliorum, 574 nucleotides long. The record is from the annotation of a GenBank genome assembly. NCBI's taxonomy places the organism in Eukaryota, Fungi, Ascomycota, Leotiomycetes, Helotiales, Sclerotiniaceae.
AUGGAAACAGGAAAAGUAUCCGCAGGUCACCUUACCUACCUCCGUCAAGCUCUCGACCUUGCCCGACUUUCUCCACCUAAACCUACCAAUUUUCGCGUUGGCGCAUUACUUCUCAAUGCUUCUACGAACACUGUUAUUGCAACAGGUUAUACACUAGAAUGCCCUGGCAAUACACACGCAGAACAAUGUUGCUUCAUAAAGUUCUCUCAAGCUCACAAUAUACCUGAAGAUCAGCUUGCAGAUGUGUUGCCAGAACAUACGAUAUUAUAUACCACAAUGGAGCCAUGCGCAAAGAGGUUGAGUGGGAAUGUUAGUUGUUCAGAGAGAAUCUUGAGGCUAGGUGAAACUGGGAAAGGAAUUCGAAAGGUGGUUGUUGGCGUGAGAGAGCCAGAGAAAUUUGUGGGCGAGAAUGAAGGGAGGAGAAAGUUGGAAGAUGCGGGCAUUGAGGUAUUGCUGGUGAAAGGAUUAGAGGAAGAAAUCUUGGAGGUUGCUACAGCAGGACAUGUUCCUGCAUCUGAUAGAUGAACAAUUGUACGCUGUUCUGCAUAUGGUGCAUUGGCCUCUUUAAGCGCGA